Messenger RNA from Mesocricetus auratus (golden hamster), 3056 nucleotides. It is a transcript of the gene Khdc4, whose product is annotated as KH domain containing 4, pre-mRNA splicing factor. The coding region runs from base 119 to 1954 and encodes 611 amino acids. The record is from RefSeq and is a predicted model, not a curated record. Lineage: Eukaryota; Metazoa; Chordata; Mammalia; Rodentia; Cricetidae. The transcript is spliced from 14 exons. Gene Ontology annotation, cellular component: nucleus. Gene Ontology annotation, molecular function: RNA binding.
UUCUCACCGGAACCGCCCUACCUCACGGCCGGAAGAGGCUGUGCGUCAGCGCGUUGGGGCGGAAGUGGCGGGAGGGCGGUGGUGGGUAGUUGGCGGGUGGUUGACGAGAGCGGCCGCCAUGUCCGCAGGGAGCGCGACACAUCCUGCCGCUGGCGGGCGCCGCAGCAAAUGGGACCAACCGGCUCCAGCCCCGCUUCUCUUCCUGCCGCCCGCGGCCCCGGGCGGGGAAGUCACCGGCAGCGGGGGAAGCCCUGGGAGCGCCACCGCCGCCGCUCCCUCGGGAGCUUUGGAUGCGGCCGCCGCAGUGGCCGCCAAGAUCAAUGCUAUGCUCAUGGCCAAAGGGAAGCUGAAACCGUCUCAGAAUGCCGCCGAGAAGCUUCAGGCCCCUGGCAAAGGCCUAACUAGCAAUAAAAGCAAAGAUGACCUGGUGGUGGCUGAAGUGGAAAUCAACGAUGUGCCCCUUACGUGUAGGAACUUGCUGACGCGAGGACAGACUCAGGAUGAGAUCAGUCGGCUUAGUGGGGCCGCUGUGUCAACUCGAGGACGGUUCAUGACGACUGAGGAGAAGGCCAAAGUGGGACCUGGGGAUCGUCCAUUGUAUCUUCAUGUUCAGGGGCAGACACGGGAGUUAGUAGACAGAGCUGUAAACCGAAUCAAAGAAAUAAUCACCAAUGGAGUGGUGAAGGCUGCCACAGGGACAAGUCCAACUUUUAAUGGUGCAACAGUCACUGUGUAUCACCAACCAGCUCCCAUUGCUCAACUGUCUCCUGCUAUUAACCAGAAGCCUUCCUUCCAGUCAGGAAUGCAUUAUGUUCAAGAUAAAUUAUUUGUGGGAUUAGAACAUGCUGUGCCCACUUUUAAUGUUAAGGAGAAAGUAGAAGGUCCAGGCUGCUCCUAUUUGCAACAUAUUCAGAUUGAAACAGGUGCCAAAGUCUUCCUACGAGGCAAAGGUUCAGGCUGCAUUGAGCCAGCAUCAGGCCGAGAAGCUUUUGAGCCUAUGUAUAUUUAUAUCAGUCAUCCCAAACCUGAAGGCCUGGCUGCUGCCAAGAAACUCUGUGAGAAUCUCUUACAGACAGUUCAUGCUGAAUAUUCUAGAUUUGUGAAUCAAAUUAAUACUGCUGUACCUUUACCAGGCUAUACACAACCCUCUGCUAUAAGUAGUAUCCCUCCUCAACCACCAUAUUAUCCAUCCAAUGGCUAUCAGUCUGGUUACCCUGUUGUUCCCCCUCCUCAGCAGCCAGUUCAGCCUCCCUAUGGAGUACCAAGCAUAGUGCCACCAGCUGUCUCACUGGCACCUGGAGUCUUGCCAGCAUUACCUACUGGAGUCCCACCUGUGCCAACCCAAUAUCCGAUAACACAAGUGCAACCUCCAGCUAGCACUGGACAGAGUCCAAUGAGUGCUCCUUUUAUUCCUGCUGCUCCUGUCAAAACUGCCUUGCCUGCUGGCCCCCAGCCCCAGCCCCCACUCCCGACUCAGCCCCAAUCACAGAAGAGGCGAUUCACAGAGGAGCUGCCUGAUGAACGGGAAUCUGGACUGCUUGGAUACCAGCAUGGACCCAUUCAUAUGACUAAUUUAGGUACAGGCUUCUCCAGUCAGAAUGAGAUAGAAGGCGCAGGAUCGAAGCCAGCAAGUUCCUCAGGCAAAGAGCGAGAGAGGGACAGGCAGUUGAUGCCUCCACCAGCCUUUCCAGUGACUGGGAUAAAAACAGAGUCUGAUGAAAGGAAUGGGUCUGGGGCCUUGACAGGAAGCCAUGAUUAUCCAGCCAAGAAGAUGAAAACGGCCGAGAAGGGACUUGGCUUAGUGGCUUACGCGGCAGACUCCUCUGAUGAAGAGGAGGAGCAUGGAGGCCAUAAAAAUGCAAGUAGCUUUCCACAGGGCUGGAGUUUAGGCUAUCAGUACCCUUCAUCACAGCCGAGAGCCAAGCAGCAGAUGCCGUUCUGGAUGGCCCCCUAAGAAAUAGUGGGCAGACCUUUGAUGCUCGGUGACUCUUCUUAGCAAUAAUGCAUGCACUUGAUUAAACAAGACUCUGGGACCUGUUCUUGAAGACGUUAGGGACGAAGUGUCCUCUGUCAUAAAGGGAUGCCAUUCUUUUUAAAAUCCUGUUUCUGCAGUGGCAUAACAUCCGUUAAAAUUCACUUAGAACCACAAAUUUGCAUCAAGCUUUUUAACAGUUGAUGAAAUGUGCUUGUCCAGAGAAACAUCAGGAUUGUGUCAUUGCCACAUGUUUGACCUGGUCUAGCCUUUUCCAAAUGAAUAGCCUCAACUCUGUUGUAAAGAAAGUUUUAUUUGUAUUUUACUACUAUUGGGUCAAUUUUGAUAAUAACUGGUUACAAACAAAGCCUUACUAUUUAUUAGUGGGAAAUGGUUUUAAGACCUUUCCUUCGAGUACUUACAUUUAAUUCUAAGAGCUCCUCAUCCCUCUUUCCAUUUGGAUUCUUUCUGUUUGGAAAAUGCUGUUGUAGUAAUUUAAAAUGGUCAGAUACAACUGGAUCCUGAGUAGGAAAAUGAAAUUAUUUUUGCAUUGUUUCUUAGCUUGGGACGACCCAAAGCUGGCCCUUGUUGCCGGCACACGUGAUUCAGGUAGCCAUUGCUAUUGUUACUGCCCUCUUAAGCUUCUUGUUUUCAGCUGGGUCAAAGAAAACGUGAUUAAAAGCUGGUCAGAACUCAUCACAGAAAUGAAAGAGUUUCAGUCUCUCUCUGAACUGAUUGCAGCAAAAGCAGAGAGACUUGACAACACUGACAGGAUGUUGGACUCUGACUGGAAUUGCAACUGGUCCUUUUUUCUUGGCAUUGCAGGUUUUGCCAAAAGAACUUUUUUGUAUCAAAUAUUGAUGUGUGGAAGUGAAGGAACUGGUGGCUGAGCCAGAAGUGGGUUAAAUAUUGGUGUGUGGAGCGAAGGGAUUGGUUGGCUGAGCCAGGAGUGUUUGAAAUACUGUCAUUUUUGCACAUUUUUGGAUACUUUGGAGGCUGGCUUUGUACAAACUUACUCUCUGGUUUCCUCUAUGUUGUAAAUAAUUAGACCAUAAUUUCAUUAUAAAUAAAUGUAUAAAUAUUC